Molecule: messenger RNA, 6139 nt
Organism: Carica papaya (papaya)
Lineage: Eukaryota; Viridiplantae; Streptophyta; Magnoliopsida; Brassicales; Caricaceae
Source: RefSeq, a predicted model, not a curated record
CUUUGACCCAUUUGACAGGAAACCCUUCUCCUUCCUUCGGCCCCAAGGCAGCCUUUCUACGCUACAACGUAUUUAUUGCUCCCGCCUUCUUCUUCUGAGCUCAUCUGGUCGGUUCCUCUCUCUCUCUCACUAGGGAGACCUGGUAAUAAUUCUUGUAAAUUUUAUACUUGAUAUUUGGACCAGAAAAUAUUAUAACCAACUUUAUUAUCCCCCACCUCUUUCUCUCUCUAACAAGGAGGAAAACCUAUAUAAAGCCUCAAAGCUCGAUUACUAACAUAACGGAAAACACUCGUUGCUUAUUUCCUCCAGAUCAAGGAAUUCAAGCUAGGGUUCCGUUUCUUUUCAAUCGCAUCUUUUGUGAUUUAAUUCAUUUGGUUCAUCGUUGUCGUGGAAAGGGUUUCUGUGUGUUCGGAAUCACCGAAUAUGAGCUCUCAGGUCCGCAAUGAUCGAAGGGAUAAUAGGCCAAGAAUCACUCCCCAGAGCACUCGCCAGGAGUGGGUUCCUAGAGGGACCACCGCGUCGGGGGUGAAUCUUCCUCAGAGUGUCGAUUCGCCCCCGAAUCCAACUGGAAAUGUUGGGAAGUCUAAUAACACCUCCGCUGCACCGGAGAAUCGGAACUGGAGGAAUAAUGCUUCCAAGAGUAACGUGAGUCGGCCAACAAAUCAUAGGAAGGGGAGAGAGACAAGUGAGAAUAGAGAGGUCAGUGCAUCGAAUAGAGAGGUUGGUGCGUCAAAGGACCCAAGUUUGCCUCAGCUUGUGCAAGAAAUUCAGGACAAGCUUCUUAAAGGAGCUGUCGAGUGUAUGAUCUGUUAUGACAUGGUGAGGAGGUCUGCACCUAUCUGGUCUUGUGCAAGCUGUUACUCAAUUUUCCACCUAAAUUGUAUCAAGAAAUGGGCACGGGCACCCACAUCUAUUGAUUUGUCUGCAGAGAAGAAUCAGGGGUUUAAUUGGCGGUGCCCGGGUUGUCAAUCAGUGCAGUUAACGUCAUCAAAGGAGAUUCGAUAUAUGUGCUUUUGUGGGAAGAGGACUGACCCACCCUCUGAUUUGUAUUUGACUCCGCAUUCUUGUGGAGAACCUUGUGGGAAGCUACUUGAGAAGCUGUUUUCUGUUGGCGGUACUAUAAAGGAGUAUCUCUGUCCUCAUGUUUGUGUGUUGCAGUGCCACCCAGGUCCAUGCCCUCCUUGUAAGGCAUUUGCACCACCUUGUUUGUGCCCUUGUGGGAAGAAGAUAAUUACAACAAGAUGCUCAGAUCGAAAGUCUGUUCUUACUUGUGGUCAGCGCUGUGAUAAGCUUCUUGACUGUUGGCGUCAUCGGUGUGAACAGGUAUGUCAUGUGGGUCCAUGUGGUCCUUGCAAGGUUAUGAUUAAUGCCUCUUGUUUCUGCAAGAAAAAUAUGGAGGUUUUUCUUUGUGGUAACAUGACCAUGAAGGGAGAAGUAAGAGCAGAAGAUGGUGUUUUUUCAUGCAGUUCAACUUGUGGAAAGCAGCUUGGUUGUGGGAAUCAUAACUGUUCCGAACCCUGUCAUCCUGGUCCCUGUGGAGAGUGUGAGUUCUUGCCAAGCAAGAUUAAGUCAUGCUGCUGCGGAAAAACAAGCUUACAGGAACAAAGGCAGAGUUGCUUGGACCCAGUUCCUACAUGUUCUCAGAUUUUCUCAAACCACAACCAUCUCUCUGGAGAUUGGGAUCUUCACUUUUGUCAAAUGGCCUGUGGUAAGAAGCUCAGGUGUGGACAGCAUUCUUGUGAAUCUUUAUGUCACAGUGGCCAUUGCCCUCCUUGUCUUGAAACAAUUUUCACCGAUCUAACCUGUGCUUGUGGGAGAACUUCAAUCCCUCCUCCAUUACCAUGUGGCACACCUCCUCCUUCCUGCCAAUUUCCUUGCUCAGUUCCUCAGCCUUGUGGCCAUUCAUCGUCUCACAGCUGCCAUUUUGGAGAUUGCUCGCCUUGCUCAGUGCCUGUAGAAAAGAAAUGCAUUGGUGGACAUGUGGUCCUCACGAACAUACCUUGUGGAUCAAAAGACAUCAGAUGUAACAAACUCUGUGGGAAGACCAGGCGCUGUGGCAUGCAUGCAUGUGGCAGAACUUGUCACCCCUCGCCUUGUGAUAAUCCCUCUGAAUGUGAGUCAUAUAUGAAGACAUCUUGUGGACAGACGUGUGGUGCUCCUAGGAUAGAUUGCAGACAUACUUGUACGGCAAUCUGUCAUCCUUCUGCUCCUUGUCCUGAUGUUAGAUGCGAUUAUCCGGUCAGCAUUUCUUGCUCCUGUGGCCGGAUAACAGCAACAGUUCCUUGUGAUGCAGGAGGUGGCAGUAAUAGUUUCAAUGGUGACACUGUUUAUGAAGCUUCCAUUGUCCAGAAGUUACCGGUUCUGCUUCAACCAGUGGAAUCAACUGGGAAGAAGAUUCCUCUUGGACAGAGGAAACUUAUGUGUGACGAUGAAUGUGCUAAAUUGGAGCGUAAGCGGGUUUUAGCCGAUGCUUUUGAUAUCACUCUCCCAAACUUGGAUGCUCUUCAUUUUGGUGAGAAUUCUGUUAUAACUGAGUUGCUUUCAGACCUUUAUAGGCGUGAUCCAAAGUGGGUACUAGCAGUGGAGGAGAGAUGUAAAUUCUUAGUUCUUGGGAAGAGCAAAGGAACUACAAGUAGCCUUAAGGUUCAUGUUUUCUGCCCUAUGCUGAAGGAGAAGAGGGAUGCUGUGAGGGUUAUUGCUGAUAGGUGGAAACUUUCUGUUAAUGCUGCUGGUUGGGAGCCAAAGCGGUUUAUAGUGGUUCAUGUUACUCCCAAGUCAAAACCCCCACCACGUGUGAUUGGGGUUAAAGGGUCAAUUGCUAUAGGAGCUCCCCAUCCUCCAGCUUUCGAUCCUCUAGUAGACAUGGAUCCCAGGCUUGUUGUUUCUUUUCUAGAUUUGCCCAGGGAAGCAGACAUAAGUGCUUUGGUCCUGAGGUUUGGGGGCGAAUGCGAAUUAGUUUGGUUGAGUGACAAGAAUGCAUUGGCCGUGUUUAAUGAUCCCGCUCGGGCAGCAACUGCUAUGAGGAGGCUGGAUCAUGGAUCAGUUUACAAUGGAGCUGUCGUGGUUGUUCAGAACAGUGGGCCAGCGACACAGUCAGUGGCUACUAAUGCCUGGGGAGGAGCUAGGAUUGCCAAGGAAGGAGGAGUGUCUGCUUUGAAAGGCAAUCCAUGGAAGAAGGCUGUGGUUCAGGAGUGUAACUGGGGGGAUGACUCAUGGGGGGGUGAAGACGUCUCUGGUGGUUCAGCAGAUCUGCAUGGAUCUGCAUGGAAAGGGAAGGAUGCACCAAUUGCCACAUCAUUAAACAGAUGGAGUGUCUUAGAUUCUGAAAAGGUAGUCACUUCAUCUACUGCAUUAAUUGGAAAUGAAGAUCCUACAAAACAAGCAGGGGGGUCUACAUCUGGAUCAAAUGUAAGCAGUUCAAAUUCAACAAGGCAGCCUGUAGGAAAUUUUAGUGAAGCUGAACCUUCCGAUGUAGUGGAUGAUUGGGAAGAAGCUUGUGAUUUUCCUCUGACUCUCCGCAGGAAAUGGAUCCCCGGCUCAGCCCUGCUACUUACUCUGCUUCUCUCAAGGCAACUAUUACGAGAUUUGGUGCCAGUUGAAUGGAGGAUUUCUGGUCCUAAGUUGAUGCAGAAGGAGACUUGGAAGCAUACACUCCUUUUGUCAUUCCAAAGCCUUGGAGUAAUUUACGGGCGAUUAGGAACUGCUCCCUUAUACGUUUUCUGGUCAAUUCCUGAAGAGGAUUUCAAAUCAAAGGAACACGUAUAUGAGUUCUUUUCCUUUAUCUUCUGGACCCUCACAAUUAUUUCCUUACUGAAAUAUGCCCUCAUAGUGCUGAGGGCUGAUGAUGAUGGAGAAGGCGGUACUUUUGCUUUGUAUUCAUUGUUGUGCAGGUAUGCCAAAGUGGGACUGCUUCCAAAUGAUAGAAGUUCUAAUGAUGUUAUGCUUUAUAAUGACGGAAGUCCUUCUGGAGUUAAGAAGAAAACUAGGGCUAGACGUGCUAUCGAAAAAUACAAAAAUGUUCACUACUUGAUGUUAUUACUUGCGGUGUCUGGCUCAUGCAUGAUGAUUGGUGAUGCAGUGCUUACUCCUGCUCUCUCUGUACUAUCAGCAGUGUCGGGCUUCCGCAAAUCAUUGGCAGAUAUAAAAGAUUUACCAGUUUCCCUCGCAUGUGUGAUAUUACUCUUCCUAUUCAUGCUGCAACACUUUGGGACUCGUAAAAUUGGGUCUAUUUUUGCUCCGAUUGUCAUUGUUUGGCUUUUGUUCAUUGGGGGAGUUGGUACAUAUAAUAUAGUCAACUGCGAUCAGAAAAUACUAUCUGCAAUUUCCCCAGUAUACUUGUACAGAUUUUUCAGAGGUGUUAGCAGACUGAGUUGGAGGUCAUUGAGCAGCAUCAUUCUCUGUGUAGCAGGAUCAGAGGCAAUGUUUGCCGAUCUAGGUCAUUUCUCCAUGAGAUCAAUCAAGAGCACAUUCAUAGGCUUUAUUUAUCCAGUCCUUAUUUUAUGCUAUGCCGGUCAAGCUGCAUUUAUUUCCACGUGUAUAUCCAGGAAUGAUGUUCCUAAACAUUUUAACGGUCUCAGUACAUCUGUACCUAAAAAUUUUCGUCAUGUCUUCAUAGUGCUGUCUUUGCUUGCAUCCGCUGUGGGAAGCCAAGCAACAAUAACAGCUUGUUUCUCCACCAUUAACCAGUGCUUAGCACUUGGUUGUUUUCCCAGAGUUAAAGUAGUUCAUACAUCUGCUAAAAUACAUGGGCAAAUUUAUAUUCCAGAUAUCAACUGGUUACUGAUGAUCCUUAGCCUCAGUGUCACAAUAGGUUUCCACGAUAUUGCACGAAUUGCAAAUGCAACAGGUUUGGCAAUAAUCUGUGGGAUGCUCGUAACGACUUGUCUGAUGUCGCUUGUAAUUGCAUUGUACUGGGAGAAGAGUGUUCCUAUUGCUUCAUGUUUUCUGAUGUUCUUUGGCACCAUUGAAGCAAUGUUCCUAUCAGCAUGUAUUCUCAAUUUUCAUAGGGGAGCUUGGUUUUUAGUUGCCCUCUCAGCAUUAUCCUUAAUAAUAAUGGUUUCGUGGCAUUAUGGAACCAUGAAGAAGUAUGAGUUCGACAUUCAAAACAAGGUAUCGACUGAAUGGCUGACAGAUCUUAGCCUGGGUUUAGGAGUUUCCAGAAUACCAGGAAUUGGCUUCAUUUACACAGACAUAGUGACAGGAAUCCCUGCAUUUUUUUCACACUUCAUCACAAAUCUUCCUGCAUUCCAUCAAGUACUGAUCUUUGUAUCCUCCAAGUCUCUACCAGUGCCUUUUGUUCCCCCAACUCAACGGUAUCUUAUAGGCCGGGUUGGUCCUAAAGAGUACAGGAUUUAUAGAUGCAUUGUGAGAUACGGUUAUUGUGAUCAAAUUACAGACAAAGAUGAUUUUGAGGAACACAUUAUUCAAUCUAUUGGAGAGUUCAUCUCCAUGGAAGAACAGGAUCUAGAAUCUACAUCACCUGAAGGACAAAUGAUUGUUGUCGGAAAACCCUUACCCGAAGGAAAUGCAUUAGUACCUGUACAGGAUUCUUACUCUGCAACUGAAACAAGCAGCAUGGAAAUAACAGAUGCAGAGACUCAGGUAAAUCCGUUGAUGGAAAGAAGUACUAGUACUCCGGUAAAGAGAAAGAGGGUGAGGUUUAUGUUGCCUGCAAAUAGUCCGAAGAUGCGAGUUGGCGUGAGAGAGGAGCUGCAAGGAUUGAUUGAUGCCAGGGAAAGUGGGACUGCAUAUUUUCUGGGUAAGUCACAUUUGGUGGUGCGUGGUGGCUCAAAUUUUCUGAAGAGAUUACUGAUAAUGAUCUAUAUGUUUUGUGAUAAAAAUGGGCGAGAUCCUCAUGUUGUAUUGAACAUCCCGCAUGCUGCAAUUGUAGAGGUGAGUAUGAUUUAUACUAUUUAAAUAAAAAUUAUUGCAAUUACAGGUGGGUUUAGUUUCUUAUUUAGCUACUUGUACAAAGUGAUCUUAUUUCUCAUGGCCUGAUUUUUGGGUCUGUUUGGGUUCCUAGAAAAUGGUUGUAAAUUCUGUAGAGUGCUCUUGAUCUGGUGAUCAUAUAUAGCCAAAGGAAUUAAGGAACAGAACUUCUUGAAACUUGACUCGCUGAUUUUCCUUUCUUCCUUCUAAA